Messenger RNA from Ophidiomyces ophidiicola, 1059 nucleotides. RefSeq lists its product as uncharacterized. The record is from RefSeq and is a predicted model, not a curated record. Gene Ontology annotation, cellular component: endoplasmic reticulum. The coding region runs from base 1 to 1059 and encodes 352 amino acids. The transcript has 3 exons. Gene Ontology annotation, molecular function: misfolded protein binding; protein-folding chaperone binding. NCBI's taxonomy places the organism in Eukaryota, Fungi, Ascomycota, Eurotiomycetes, Onygenales, Onygenaceae.
AUGGGAGAUGCUCUUGGUUCUCUUCUUUCCUUUGCCGGCUGGGCCUUUCUUCCCCGCUAUAUCACAUCUUUUCUUCAGUCAAUAUACUAUCGUAUCACAAUACGUGCUGGCUCUCCGCAUCCUCAUCCUUCCACUCCUCGCUAUGCCCGCCACUACCGACGCAUAUACAUCGUGGUUGUAACGAGCUAUCUCCUCUACACAAUUUAUGAAGCCUAUCAUCGAAUCCGUUCGCAGGAUGAUUUCUACAAGCUGCUGGGGUUAUUUCCUACAGCGGAUGAUCGCGCUAUCAAAUCCCGGUUCAGGCGACUUGCGGCACUUCACCACCCCGAUAAACAGGGCGGUUUCGACAACGCGGGCAAUGCGAACUUCUUUGUUCACUUGAAGCUGGCGCAGGAUACGCUACUUGACCCAACAAGAAGAUUUGUAUAUGAUAGGUUUGGUAGGGAAGUGGUCGAAGGAAGCAAUGCUAAGACUGUAAGAGAGUUCCUCUACCAAGGUUUAUUCGCGUUGUUACCCCAGUACGCUGGUGGGCUUGGAAUGUUGGUAAUAUUAAAUACCUUUUGGUUCUCGCCGUGGGGAAAAUACUGGCGAUUUUAUAUUCUCAUUGCCCUUUUCACGCUCGAAUUGUCUCUCCUCACACAUCAUCAUGGGGUUUUUAUGCCCUUUACGUAUCUUCCUGAUCGGCUCUCGAAAAUCCUCGGCUUAGAUACGUUCUACCUCCUCCCGUUUCAACUUCUCAGUCUCGCGCGCACCAUGUCUGUCACGGUCAAUAUCUUCAUCUCUCAGCUUGCACCACCUCAAGAACCAUCAUCCAAACCAUCCACCACCCUCUCACCGCAAACGCAACAGAAACUUAUGCAGUUGGCUCAACUUAGUCACGCCCAUGAUAUGGAAGCUACAAAACUGCUUCAAUUCAACUACAGACCUUUUAAGGGGCAAAAGGGCCAUGUCUCUAGACUACGAAAAGGGAUGAAAACAAGUUUGGUUAUGGGAACUGUGCAGGACAGCACAGACGUGGAGAAUGCAGUCAAAAGUGUUGUCGAACGACAAAGUGCUUGA